AUGGAUUCUCAACAGGACAGUCUAGAUAUAGCAAAAUUAAAACGUUUUGCAUUAGGCUUCGAUGAAACUGAUGUGUCUCAAGCGCUUGUCAGCGAGGCUGAAUCUCAGAUUUCUUCGUCUCUCAACCUUCAGCCGCCUCUUACGGCCGACCGUCGUAUAAACGUCGAAGAACGUGUUUCUCUCCGCCAGAGCCCCUCUCGUGCGAAAAUUGUUGAGUCCGUUGUGGCUGUUCACAUUGUUCCAUCCACGAACCACGAUGUGCACGAGCUUACUGAGCGAGUCCUAAAUUCACAAGAAGAGCUUUUGAGCAGCGUUCCUGAGUCGAAUACACCCAAGAUGAGUGCGGGAGAUAGCGGUACCGGCGAUACUCAACCUAUUUCGCAAUCAAUCUAUGAGAAUAUUAUAUCGCGAGGAAAAUCCUUCCAACCCUCACAAGCCCGCGAACUUGGUUCUUCAGAUGCUCAUAGUGCUGGCCAGGAAUCCUUUCAGAUGACUGUAAGGGAAGGAGAAACAGGCCAUAUCGAUCUGUUAGCCGAUUUCGAGCCGAAUAAACAAGCAGCGGCCGCACAACAUUAUAGCUCGGACGACGAGGUAGAUAGUUCAAAAGAUGGCCAGUCGUCUCCUUCACAGUUCCCAAGCCUCAACGUCUUCCCGGAGUCGCAGCGCUUCUUGACAACUCCAAUCACUGCGGAGAAAAGUCGUGACGUUCCCAACAUGGCAGCCACGACCCCUUCCCUUCCUCGGAACCCUCUUGCCGCCGAUUUCAGUUCCAGCGGCGGAAUACUCCCUCUCAGCCAACUGUUCAAGGCAACUCAGACGCCCGUCUCGCCCUUUGCAGCUAGAUUAACAUCUGGGCCGCUGUCAGAUCGUCCUUCUCCUGAUCUUCCUAUCCAGGCUCGUCCCUUGAAUGGAUACACAUCCUCUCCUUCCCGUACACCCCGAGCUAAUUUUACUCGAACUCACACCGAUCCCUUUUCGUACGUCUCCAUGGACGAGUCACAAAAGCGGCGCAAUCAGAGAAGGGAAGAGAGACGGACUAGAUCGGCUGAAAAUAUUGACUCCGAAGAACCGUUUGACAAGGACUUCGAAGAAGAAUCAAGUCUUGUUCAACGCUCGAACCGCAGAAGGAAUAUUGACCAUGAAACCAGUCUGCGUCUUGCGUCUAUAACUCACGGAAGAUUCUCCAGUGAUUCCGGCGUUAAAUCGUCAACCUCUUUGACUAAGGCUGCAAGUCGAGAAGUCUCAGUGGAAGCGGACGAAACACAAGAACCCUCCGGUCCCCUCAACGGUGAGGAUGUGAGCGAAGUAGAGACGGAUAGAGAAGAUGUUGCAGUAGUCCCCCACAGCCAAACUCGGCACGCUCCAUCCUCGUCCGAAGAAGACAAGGAGAAUCAUGUUGGACUAUACACAGACACGGCACAUGCAACUGCUGCCGCACAUGAUCGGUUGUCACAGGUGUUGGACAUGCAUAACGACUCUACGAUGAUCGAGACACCCCCAGCAGAAUCUCAUGAGCCGGCAGGCGAAACUUGCGUUAGAAAUUUGCAACAAGUGAUUAACGUGCGAGAUUCUCAACCGUCAUCCAGUCAAGGAGCAUUGAAACAUAAAAGAACUACAAGUCUUUUAUCUCAAUCGGAGUCUGUACAUAUCCGGUCAUCGUAUGACGAUUCGUCGCCGCCCACGAAAAGGCAGCGCCGACAACGUAUUGCAGAACAAAAGCCUCCUCUCUCACCUAGCAAGCAAUCUCCGCAACAAAAUGCACGACCAACUGCGUCUGUGCAGUCUCCAACUCGGCCUGCGCAGCAUCAGGCAUCUUCCAACGACCAGGGAUCUUCAACCCGCAAUGGCACAGAGAAACCAUCCUCUAUACCGUCACUUGUUGCAAACACUCCGGUAAACAAAGCUGGAUGUGACACUAUUCCCGAAACAAGUAUUCCAGGGUCAAGCCCGCAUCGCAGUCAGCCACCUGUUUCGACCCUAGGCCCUCUCAAUCAACUUCCUGUGAUGCAGGAGACUGAAGAAGAUGAUGAUGAUGACCUCCCUCCUCAACGCCAUCUCCGGCAACGGAACAGCGGCCUACUAGCCACAAGGAUCUCCAAUACAGAGAAGCCAAAAUUUUUUCUCGGCUCUAGUCCAGACAAGGGCUCUAUAAAAACACUGUCAGAGCUAUCCGCUGAUAUGUCACCUCAGUCUGCUCAUGGGGAUACCAUAGAUGUCAAUGACUUUUUCGACAAUGAUGAUGAUGAGGGUUUCUCCAGGAUAUUGGAAGGCCGUAACCGUACACCUAGAAAAAGGCUUCAAAAAAUUACAGAUUAUCUCAGCCCACAUUACGGUUCAUCUCCUCUGAAAAACGUUGAAUCAACACGGACUUUGUAUGUAGAACAAUCUGUGCCUCCAGACCAAUACCUACAGGAACCAGAGUCUCCGAGCGUCACACCUAUGCGAGCUGUGGCUCGUCGUCAACAUGCUAGGCCGUCACGGCUUGGAGAGGACAUGUAUGAAAUGGAAGGAUCACCUCGAGUCCGCAAGAGGACUUCUGCACCUAGCGUUUCCGAGUCAUUUGAACAUCUCCCACCGCAGGAAUCGGCCUCGGAACCCCAUCCUCUACAGGAGAACGAAUCACCUACAUGCAAUUCACAACAAUUAGCCAAGGGGACAGCUUCCAACGACGUUCAACCAUUUCAAACAGCCCCAGAAAAAUCUGCUGCUUCUUCAACGAAGUUAUCAGUUUCCGUGUCGCAGGCCGAGAACCUCACAUCCGUUAUCCAGUCUCCAGAGCCAGAAGAGCCUAUUAUUGCUCCAAAUCAGGUAUUGGCCUUCUGGAACGGUCGCAAACGUGCUUACUAUCCUGCCACUUUCAUGCAUGCGGGUGGGCCACAACGAUGUGUGGUAGCUUUUGCAGAUAGCGGACCUGUAGAUAUUGCUCUUGGAUCUGUCAAGAAAUUACAACUGCGUGUGGGAGACGCUAUCAAAAUUGAUUUCCCUACGGUGCCAAAAGUCACCCAUAUCAUCCGCGGAUUUUCCCAGCAGCUGAAACCUGAGGAGUUGACACAGAGAAACGAGUCUGGUUAUUUACCUGUUACGGAUAUCUACGGAUACUCGACAGUUAUCGUUUCCCCAAAACAGCGUAAGAGCAUUCCGGGUGGCGGUCAGCUGGAGAACGAGCAGACCAUUGAAGUUCCAAUCUAUAGUAUCUAUUUAGACAUGAUAUUAUGGAACCAGAUGAAAGGUCGCUCCUUUACUAUCAGUGAGAAAGCAGAGCCGGUCCCGAGCAUUCUCCAAACACCAAGUCGUGGUGUCUCAACACCGAUAUCGCCAGCGUCUAGGCUUUCUCGCACCCAUCUUACUAUACGCCUAGGCCUUUUCUCUGGUAUGGUGUUUGCUAUCUCUUUGGGCGACCAGGAUGCGCAUAAGAACCGGAUUGUCAAGUUAAUAUCCGCGAAUGGUGGCCAGAUCCUCCAAGAUGGAUUUGAAGAACUGUUUGAAUAUCCAUCUAGCCCGCCUGCUGUUACGCAGGCAGAGGCUUUGUCACAAAGUGAAGUUGCUGAAGAAGCAAUAGACUUUCGAGUGGCAUCCAAGUAUGAAAAUACAGGAUUUGCUUGCUUGAUAGCCGACAAACACUCUCGUCGUGCCAAAUAUAUGCAAGCUCUGGCUCUCAAUUUACCUUGUCUUUCUAGAAGGUGGAUUGAAGAUUGUGUGGAGCAGAAUCGUAUUCUCAGCUGGGAUCAUUACCUUCUUCCCGCUGGCGAAUCGAGCUUCCUUUAUGGAGCCAUCAAAUCUCGGGUGCUUACUCCAGUCGCUGCGGACAAGGCUCUAUUUUCGCAAACAUUCGAUGGACGUGCAAAACUACUCGACGGACAAUCUGUACUUUUGGUGCUGGGACGCGGCAAAACAGAAGAAAGACACAAAGCUUAUAUUUUCCUGAUGUAUGCACUGGGAGCCGCGAGGGUUGCACGUGUUCUUGAUCUGAAAGCGGCCAAGGUACUUCUCCGGAAACAUGCACAAAAGCAAGGGGAACAGCCCAGAUGGGAUUGGCUGUAUGUUGACGACACCGAUGAAGCUGCAGCGGAGGUAUUGGUAGGUGGUGAUCCUUAUGAGGUCUCUUUUGGUAGCAAAAAAAGGAAGCGAUCCGCCUUGUUCCUGGAAUCUAAUGAGACGCUCCCACAAGUCAUGAGCAAUGACCUCGUCUGUCAGAGUUUGAUAUUGGGGAAGAUCUGCAAAUAG
This is a messenger RNA of Talaromyces stipitatus ATCC 10500, 4224 nucleotides long. RefSeq names its product DNA damage repair protein (Rad9), putative. The record is from RefSeq and is a predicted model, not a curated record. Lineage: Eukaryota; Fungi; Ascomycota; Eurotiomycetes; Eurotiales; Trichocomaceae. Gene Ontology annotation, biological process: DNA damage checkpoint signaling; positive regulation of transcription by RNA polymerase II. The transcript has 2 exons. Gene Ontology annotation, cellular component: nucleus. Gene Ontology annotation, molecular function: histone binding. Bases 1 to 4224 code for a protein of 1407 amino acids.